Molecule: messenger RNA, 1228 nt
Organism: Toxorhynchites rutilus septentrionalis
Lineage: Eukaryota; Metazoa; Arthropoda; Insecta; Diptera; Culicidae
Exons: 2
Coding region: 53-967 (304 amino acids)
Source: RefSeq, a predicted model, not a curated record
UGCAGUGUGUUCGACAUGCAAAUCGCAUGUGGAGCAUUUGCGAUUGGCAUCUAUGUCCAGAUCGGCGUACAAGGACGACGGCGACAAAAUCCGCUCAAAAGAGGUUGUAUUUGCAGUUGACCUCCAGAAGGUUAUCCAGCUUCCCCGUCUAGAAGGCAUGAAGUCGAUAGUCUUUACACAACGCUUAUUAGCAUACAACGAAACUUUCGCGCCGGUUCACAAUUAUUCAAAAGCGUUUCCCGUUAUUGCCUGUGUAUGGGACGAAUCGACUUCAGGAAGGUCAGCUGGUGACAUUACGAGCUGCUUCGACAAAGUUGUGGACUGGUGCUGCAGCAAUGGCUUGGAAAAAGUUACGUUCUGGCUGGACAAUUGUUCCAACCAGAACAAAAAUUGGAAUUUGUUCCUUUAUCUGACCCUUCUGCUGAAUGCAAAGGAAACUACAGUGAAGCAACUAACUCUAAAGUUCUUCGAAUCCGGUCAUACGUUUAUGGCAGCGGAUUCGUUUCACGCUGCUGUGGAAAAAGCAAUGCGAAAUGGUGAGCCGGUAUGCACAUUUCCUGAAUUCAAACGAGUUGUACAAAAAGCGAAAAGUAACGUUGUUGUGGAAGAUAUGUCGGUCAAUGAUUUUUUUGAGAUGAAAAUGACGGUUUCGCAGUAUACGUUAACUAACUGCAAGCCACGUCCUUAUAUCGAGAAUAUCAGGAAAAUCAUUUUCGAAAAAGGCAGCUACGAAAUGAACUACAGCAGCGCUGUGAAUGACAGCGAAAAAAUGCAUUCUUGUUGCAUCAUGUCUAAGAAGCAGAUGAAGAUCGUUAUCCAUAAGGAUUUCAAUUUGGCGAAUAUCCUAACGCGUCGUAAAGAUCCAGCUGGUAUAACUACCGACCGUAAGAAGGCGCUGUUGAAUGCUAUUUUGCCAGUUAUCAAAGAGGAGCAGAAGCUGUUUUGGAAUAACCUUCCUGAGCAAUAAGUUUAAGUUCUAUGUAACUUUUGAAUGAAAUUUUGAGUUUUUUUUCGAAUAAAAUGGAUUUAAACAAAUUUAGUGUGUAAUAUGAGUUUAAUUUAAGUUUUACUUUACAUAAUAAGCACUUCUAUUGCUUAGCACGGUUUAAAAAUGAACAAUUUAAUACAUCAGUUAGCUCCCCGCGAUCAAUGAAGUCAACGUGACUGUUAUGCGAAUAUUUUCGACAUGGGACAACACAAACGGGUUUGGAUUUUUCAUAUUUUACGA